Molecule: messenger RNA, 2061 nt
Organism: Boeremia exigua
Lineage: Eukaryota; Fungi; Ascomycota; Dothideomycetes; Pleosporales; Didymellaceae
Exons: 2
Cellular component (GO): nucleus
Source: RefSeq, a predicted model, not a curated record
CUGGAUUCCCACGAGACCUCGCCGCCACCCCUCUCCCACUCGCCGCGCGAAUCCACCGCCGCGAGCACGCCCGUCACCACCCCCACCCAGCACUCCGUCUCGCCGCACCUGGGCCGCGCCUCUCAAGGCUCGCCUCCGCUCUCUUAUUCCUGGCAGCGCAAGCCGCACGAGCUGGUGCCCAGCCGCGAGCCCGAGUUCGACCUGCUGUUCGAGGACGCCGGCGACUGCAGCUUCCCGUUGUUCCCCGCGAGCCCCGUGCAGCACAGCUUCGCGGGCACCAUGGCACAGACCGCCACGCCUAUCGACAUCCAGACGCCGCCGCGCUAUGGCUCGCACUCGCCGCAGAACCAGACGUCCAACCUGACGUCGGCCCUGCGCGAGGCCGAGGCCAACCGCGAGUUCGUCCAGCCCUCUGCCCAGCUCGACCCCAACGCCCAGUUCCGCGAUGGCCGCCCCAGCAUGUCUGAGCGCCACGGCUCCAUCAGCAACCUGCUCGGCACCUCGUUCUACGGCAGUGGCGCCCGCCCCAUCUCCAUGCGGGACCGUGGGCGCCGCGAGAGCACCAACAUGGGCAGCUUCAACGGCGGCAUGAGCUGGGGCGGUGUCUCCGUCGGCUCGUGGAUCCGCGACGACAUUAUGAUGGCCGGCACCUCGCCUGCCCCCAUGAACAUGGGCCAGUCGCCGUCCUUCCACUCCUCGUCAUAUCUGCCCAAGAUGGAGGCCGCCUUCAUGAAGGACUUCACCUGCUGCGGCCUGACGCUGGCCUCGCUGCACGACCUGCUCCAGCACUUCGAGGAGACGCACGCCAACGCUCCUGCUGCCCGCAACCCUCAGCCCGCACAGAGCGGACUGCCACAGACGUCGGGCGCACCUGCACCGUCAAUUGCCCCUGGGCAGACACAGGGCGAGCCUGCGAUGAACACACAGAUGGGCUUCAACCCGCGCUCAGGCUCCAUGGGAGCCAUGGGAGGCCAGCGCCAGCGCCUGAACUCCAUGAGCCGCUCCAAUCUCUCCACUGUUCAGGACAUGGACACUCUGGACGACAUGGACAUGGACAUGGACGGCUUUGACAACCUCGCCCCUAUUGAGGAGACACCUGUGCAGUUCCCAGUCCAGCAGCCCCAGUUCGGCCAGCAACAGGGCCAGCUGCCCCAGCUGAACGUCAACCUCGCCAACAACAUGCAGAACCACCAAGGUCUGCGGACAUCGACACCUUCCACCCCAUCGGCAGCACAGCAGUUCAACUUCAACAACAACCCCACUGUGUCAUCCGUAAAUACGCCUACGCUCGGCACCGUGCCCAUGCAAAAUCACAACCUGACCUCCCCCGAGUCCUCGCACCCUGGCACUCCAGCGGAGCUGGACAUGGACUUCAGCAACUUCAACCCUAUGAUGGGUAUGGACAUGGGCAUGACCGGCAUGAACGGCAUGAACAUGAACUUCGGUAACGGCAAUUUCGGCAUGCCUGCCUUCGAUAACAACGGCACAAUCGACCAGCCCGGCAAGCGACUCUUCAGCAAGCAAGGCGGUGGUCUGAACCAGGCUCAACUGCAAGCUGCACUCAAGAACUAUCAACUCGGUGGCAACGACCAGAGCGAGCUUGCACGGAGAAUCCGCGAGCAGCAAAUGCUCAACGGCGCGAGCAUCCCUCAGUUCCCCUUCCCCGAGGAAGUGAAGCCUUUCAGGUGUCCGGUCAUCGGCUGCGAGAAGGCGUACAAGAACCAGAACGGUCUCAAGUACCACAAACAGCACGGUCACCAGAACCAGCAGCUCAAGGAGAACGACGACGGGACCUUCUCCAUCGUCGAUCCUCUGACUUCCAUCCCGUACCCCGGUACCGUUGGUAUGGAGAAAGAGAAGCCGUACCGCUGCGAAGUGUGCGGCAAGCGAUAUAAGAACCUCAACGGCCUCAAGUACCACCGAUCGCAUGCUCCUCACUGCAAUCCUGAGCUUGCGUUACAAAAGCUUGGGCUCGCUCCAAAUAUGCAAAGCCUGCAGAACAUGCAGAACGCCAAUGUUGCAGGAGCUGGAAUGGGCGGGAUUGACCCCUCCAUGUUCUGA